Meira miltonrushii is the source of this 408-nucleotide messenger RNA. RefSeq names its product ribosomal protein L14. The transcript is spliced from 2 exons. The coding region runs from base 1 to 408 and encodes 135 amino acids. Lineage: Eukaryota; Fungi; Basidiomycota; Exobasidiomycetes; Exobasidiales; Brachybasidiaceae. Gene Ontology annotation, molecular function: large ribosomal subunit rRNA binding; structural constituent of ribosome. Gene Ontology annotation, biological process: translation. Gene Ontology annotation, cellular component: ribosome; mitochondrial large ribosomal subunit. The record is from RefSeq and is a predicted model, not a curated record.
AUGUUGGGGCUCAAAGCGACCAUGACGGUCAUCGAUAAUUCGGGCGCCUUGGUUGCAGAAUGUGUAAACGUUUUACGAACACCAUCCUCAAAAGGAUUGGCAAGGAUAGGAGAUGAAAUUGUGAUUGUAGUGAAAAAAGCAAGACCUAUUCCACACGAUGCACCAUCUUCAGCCACAACACAAAGAGUUCGUCGUGGUGAUGUUCGACAUGCAGUAGUGGUAAGGACGGCAAAGGAAACGACACGAAAACUCGCAGAUGGAAGAACGGUUCGAUUUGAUGAUAACGCUUGUGUUUUACUGAACAAUCGUAAAGAACCUCUAGGAACACGUAUCAAUGGAGUUGUUGGAGCGGAACUAAGGACCAAGGGAUGGAGUAAGAUCCUAGCUUUGGCUUCUAAGGUCGUCUAA